Molecule: messenger RNA, 3410 nt
Organism: Carassius carassius (crucian carp)
Lineage: Eukaryota; Metazoa; Chordata; Actinopteri; Cypriniformes; Cyprinidae
Product: flotillin-2a-like
Exons: 11
Coding region: 205-1491 (428 amino acids)
Biological process (GO): regulation of myoblast differentiation; protein localization to plasma membrane
Cellular component (GO): plasma membrane
Source: RefSeq, a predicted model, not a curated record
UCAUAUAUCUGAAAGGGCGGUGAGUGACUUAGCGUUACUGCGCGCAGAAAUCCUAAGGAAUAUCGUGUUUAGAAGACUUCAUUCAGAGUCUUGACGUUGUAUCUGAUAGUUUUCAAUAUAGUCUUCCGUCGUCGUUGGAAAAAAGGAAGUAACAUUAAUUCUCACGUUCUGAAUAGCUUUUUAAAGGCGUCGUGAAGGAGAAAUAUGGGGAAUUGCCACACAGUAGGACCAAACGAAGCCCUGGUGGUAUCAGGUGGCUGCUGUGGCUCUGAUGAGAAGAGGUAUACAGUGGGCGGCUGGGCCUGGGCAUGGUGGCUCAUCACCGACAUACAGAAACUCUCUCUGGAGAUAAUGACCAUCCUCUGUCGCUGUGAGAAUAUCGAAACUUCGGAGGGUGUCCCCUUGGAUGUGACAGGGGUCGCUCAGGUGAAGGUCAUGACUGACAAAGAGCUGCUGGGUUAUGCCUGUGAACAGUUCCUGGGCAAGACAGUGGCAGAGAUUAAAAGUGUCAUUCUGCAGACGCUGGAAGGUCAUCUGCGCUCUAUUCUAGGGACUCUGACGGUGGAGCAGAUCUACCAGGAUAGGGAUCAGUUUGCCAAGCUGGUGAGGGAGGUGGCAGCACCCGAUGUGGGCAGGAUGGGCAUCGAGAUCCUAAGCUUUACUAUUAAGGAUGUCUAUGAUAAGGUGGAAUAUUUGAGUUCUUUGGGGAAAUCCCAGACUGCUGCUGUUCAGAGAGAUGCUGACAUUGGGGUGGCUGAAGCAGAGAGAGAUGCUGGGAUCAGGGAAGCAGAAUGUAAGAAGGAGAUGAUGGAUGUGAAAUUCCAAGCCGAUACAAGAAUGGCAGACUCAAAGAGAGAGCUGGAGAUGCAGAAGGCUGCCUUCAAUCAAGAAGUGAACACAAAGAAAGCUGAGGCUCAAUUGGCCUAUGAGCUUCAGGCAGCCAAGGAGCAGCAGAAGAUCAGACUGGAGGAGAUUGAAAUCGAGGUGGUUCAAAGGAAAAAGCAGAUCACCAUUGAAGAAAAGGAGAUCCUGAGGACAGAAAAAGAGCUGAUCGCCACCGUGAGGAGACCAGCUGAGGCUGAAGCCUACAAGAUGCAACAGCUUGCAGAGGCACAGAAGAUGAAGAAGGUGUUGAUGGCACAGGCUGAAGCGGAGAAGAUCAAGCGUAUUGGAGAAGCAGAGGCCGGCUCCAUUGAGGCUGUGGGUAAAGCUGAAGCAGAGAAGAUGAGGCUCAAAGCUGAGGCCUAUCAGCAGUACGGAGAGUCUGCAAAGAUUGCCCUCGUCCUUGAGGCUCUGCCAAAGAUCGCUAGACAGGUGGCAGCACCCUUGAGCCGUACCAAUGAGAUUGUGAUCCUGAGCGGCGACGGUGGCCGUGUCACUGGGGAAGUGAAUCGUCUUUUGGCUGAACUCCCUGUUUCUGUAAACGCCCUCACAGGGGUGGAUCUGUCCAAGAUCCCUUUGCUUCAGAUGAUGACCAAUCGUCAAGCUUGAACACGCUCGUUCCACUCUGCUGCCUUUCUGAUACUCCCACAUUGAUUGCCUUAAAAAGACACAAGUGAAAGCUAUUUUAUUUUUACAGAAAUGAGGCUUUGAUUUUUUUUAGACCCCUGGUGCCUUACCUCUUCAGGACCAGAUUCUCUGCAUGUGUUCUUGUAUUGUCACUUAUAUCCUUUUUUUGUCUGUUUGUUCAAACGACGUACCACAAUUCUAGUUAUUUUGUUAAUCACAGAACGGUUUCAGAAAUUUCACCAGUGGGCAGCUGCAGAUCUAUGUGUAUGUAGUGAUUUAGAAGAUAAGGAUGUUUUCCCAUUUUAAUGAGUAGCUAAGGUUGUAUUCACAGUUAUUUUUAUGCAUUGGAUGAAGGUAUAAAGAAGCAUAGUGUAGAAGAGCCAUUAGGUUUGUUACAGCAUGUUUAGUGGAUUGAUCAACUGGGCUUUUAAAAUCAUGAAGACAUUGCUGUUCAGGUCAAAUAGUGACACAGGAAAAGAGGAGGGCUGACUUUUAGUUUAUCUACAUUUAGACAUAGGUUCAUUUGUAACAUCUUUUUGUACAGUUCAAAUGUGAAUCACUAGUAAUUUAAUAUUUUUUUAUAGUGGGAUGAAAACAAUAAUCAAAUUUGUUACUUUUUAAAAGUUUGCUUUUAGGGUUGUAGGUCAAAUCACACUUGCGGUCACUGUGCAGUCAAUCAUGAGAAACUACGCCAUGUAAUUCAUAAUCAUAUCUCUAUGUUUAUUCUUUGAGAAUGUUUUGCUUAUUUUUGGAUGAUUAUUAAUGAGAACCAAGAUUCCAAGAAAAGGCCAAAAUAUACUGAAUUAUCAGGAUUUAGAAGAGUAUAUCUAUUUUUAAUUGCAGAAAGCCUCAGAUAAUUUACCUCACGCAAUGUUUAUGCAGAUGAUAAAGCUUUGGUCCUCUUCCAUUAACUGCAAGUAAUAUAUUAUGACUGCAGUGAAACUAGACUACUGUUAAAUCCAGAGGUUUGGAGAUUAUUUAUAUACGCUGCGCAUUUGAAGUUGAACAUCUACCAUGUCCAUAGUUUCCUUGAAGACACUAUGCCUUAGGGAGUUUUCCCCAUAUUGAAUAAUUUCAUUUUUUAUUCAGUGAUGCAUUUUGAUCAUGUCAGGACUUCUUCUUCUCUUUUAUGUUUUAACUGCAAUACUUAAAAUAAUGACACACAUUCUUUAUUCCUAAAGUACUAGUUAUCAAAAUCCAGAUAAUGUGAGAGCUCUGUCAGGUAUAUGUGAAUUUUUACUCCGCUUUAGCUAUUUGUAUUUCAUUUUUUUCCAUUGAUAGUGACUAUAUUUUAGUGUUUUGUUUUCUUCUGAUUUCCAUUUUGCCAUUAUGUCAUGAAUAAUGCAAAUCAGUUUGCCAAACAUUAGGUCAAACAGAAUAUCCACAUUUAUUUUACACUGCUGCUGAAUCAUAAAUGAUCCGGUCUUUUGUUCAUAAUCAGAUGCCAAAUAUAAAGGUUUUUACAGGACACUUUGGCAAAAAUAUUUGUGACAAAAAAAAUGUUCUGUUUGUUAGAAACAAGUUCAUUAAAAUUGAUGUUCAAUUUUCGUUCUUCAAAAUGAAGUGUGUUUGUUAUGACAUGAAUAUCUCUUUCAACUGGGAACUGUGGAACAAUGUAGCUAUUGUUAAUAAGAUGUUGCACACAUCUAAAAUCAACUUAAGGCUUUUAAAACUUUUCUAUGCUUAAUCUAAACUAACGAGAGCUGGUGUUUCAGAGCUGGGUGUGUUUGGUCCAGAUUUGUGAUGUUUCCUCCAAUAACAAUAACAUACUGAGAAUGUGUUAUAUAGCAGUGCAUGCCUAAUGCCUAUAACGUCUUGUAGAAUGAAUAUAUAGAUUACAAGUUAUGUAUCCAAUAAGAAAGCUGUUUCUGAUCACAGUCAAUAAAUUCCUUCUUGAUUAA